AUUCAAAUAUUUGCUCCCUUCGACUAAGGGGUUGUGUAAUAUUACGGGAUCUCUACACAGAUCUCUCUUCUCGCGUUCCGAAAUCUCAUUGAUUCUCAUCUUCAUAAGCGAAUCGUCUCUUAUCCUUUGAUUUCGGUCAGUAAAAGUCGAUCAUGUGGAGGAGGACAGAGGUGAGAGCGCAUAUUUAAUGGUGGAAUGGAAAGGAAAACAAUUGAUGACUUUGAACCAGGUCCACUUCCUUCGCCCAGGCAAGUAGACAGGUUUGGAUUCUUAAAGCAGGAACACAAUAGUUCUCCAGAUGCUAUAACCAAAAUCAGGUCCACCCAUGUACAGGAGAGGGAGGAAAGGAGAGUUAGAAAAUGGAGGAAGAUGAUUGGAAUUGGAGGGAGCGACUGGAAGCAUUAUGUUAGGAGAAAACCUCAUGUUGUUAAAAGGCGUAUAAGGAAAGGUAUUCCCGAUUGUUUAAGGGGUCUAGUUUGGCAGCUGAUUUCUGGAAGUCGAGACUUACUGUUGAUGAACCCUGGAGUUUAUGAGCAAUUGGUAAUAUAUGAGACAUCAGCUUCUGAACUGGAUAUUAUUCGAGAUAUCUCUCGUACCUUUCCUUCACAUGUUUUCUUCCAACAGAGACAUGGACCUGGUCAGAGAUCUCUCUACAAUGUUUUAAAGGCAUAUUCAGUUUUUGAUCGGAAUGUCGGAUACGUUCAGGGGAUGGGAUUUUUAGCUGGUUUGUUGCUUCUCUAUAUGAGUGAAGAGGAUGCAUUCUGGCUGUUGGUCGCAUUACUUAAAGGUGCAGUUCAUGCUCCUAUGGAAGGAUUGUAUCUGGCGGGGCUUCCUCUAGUGCAGCAGUACCUAUUUCAAUUUGAUAACCUUGUGAGAGAGCAGCUGCCCAAGCUUGGAGAGCAUUUUACACAGGAAAUGAUAAAUCCUAGCAUGUACGCGAGCCAAUGGUUUAUUACCGUUUUCUCUUACUCUUUCCCCUUCCAUUUGGCUCUACGAAUUUGGGAUGUCUUUCUUUAUGAGGGUGUUACGAUUGUUUUUAAAGUUGGUUUGGCUCUUCUAAAAUAUUGCCAUGAUGACUUGGUAAAGUUGCCCUUUGAAAAACUCAUACAUGCUUUGCGAAACUUCCCAGAAGAUGCAAUGGAUCCAGAUACAUUAUUGCCCAUGGCUUACUCAAUUAAAGUGUCCAAGCAGCUGGAGGAAUCGAAACAUCUGUAUGAAACGAAGCAUGGGAAGGAGAUUCAGGAUGAUGCUAAAACUAGUGGGAAACAGGAGCAGGAGGUGCAUUGAAGGUUACUACUUUUCCCUCUCUCAUUGGAGCCAAUGAAAAAACCAUACACAAAUUAAUUUUUAUGAUUUCUCUCUGUCGCUUCUGAAUUAUUUAGGAUGUUAAUUGAAUGAUGCAUAGUCAUAAUUUAUCAUUUAUCAUUUUAUUAUUUUCUCGAG
This is a messenger RNA of Cucurbita moschata (crookneck pumpkin), 1443 nucleotides long. Its product is annotated as EVI5-like protein. The coding region runs from base 196 to 1287 and encodes 363 amino acids. Lineage: Eukaryota; Viridiplantae; Streptophyta; Magnoliopsida; Cucurbitales; Cucurbitaceae. The record is from RefSeq and is a predicted model, not a curated record. The transcript is spliced from 9 exons.